Molecule: messenger RNA, 2650 nt
Organism: Thunnus maccoyii (southern bluefin tuna)
Lineage: Eukaryota; Metazoa; Chordata; Actinopteri; Scombriformes; Scombridae
Product: tripartite motif-containing protein 16-like
Exons: 1
Coding region: 196-1941 (581 amino acids)
Molecular function (GO): protein binding; zinc ion binding
Source: RefSeq, a predicted model, not a curated record
GAAAUUAUAAAAGAAAAAAAACAUCACUUCUUUUCCUGGAAUUUCUUGCUAGCUUGACUCAGUUCAGAUAUUAUCUAUCAUAUCUCCUCCCCUUCACAGAUCUGCCAGGUUAUAGAGGGGUGUAGCCAACAUGUAGUGGAGUGCAAGAGCUGAUAAGCUUCAUUUCCUGCAGAUUGGUGAGUAAACAAGUUGAAAAUGAGCCGUUUUUGGAUUAACGUACAAGCUCUGUUGAAAAAAAGUGGAACUAUAUUAAGUUUUCUGAAACCGAGAGGUGAAAUGGAGCAGCUGGACCAGGAAAACUUCUCUUGUUCAAUAUGUCUGGAUCUACUGAAGGAUCCGGUGACUAUUCCCUGUGGACACAGCUACUGCAUGAACUGUAUUAAAAUCCACUGGGAUGAAGAGGUUGUGAAGGAAAUCUACAGCUGCCCUCAGUGCAGACAGACCUUCACACCGAGGCCUGUCCUGGUGAAAAACACCAUGUUAGCAGGUUUAGUGGAGGAGCUGAAGAAGACUGGACUCCAAGCUGCUCCUGCUGAUCACUGCUAUGCUGGACCUGAAGAUGUGGCCUGUGAUGUCUGCACUGGGAGGAAGCUGAAAGCCCUCAAGUCCUGUCUGGUGUGUCUGGCUUCUUACUGUGAGAAACACCUCCAACCUCAUUAUGAAUCACCUACAUUCAAAAAACACAAGCUGGUCGACCCCUCCAAGAAGCUCCAGGAGAACAUCUGCUCUCGUCAUGAUGAGGUGAUAAAGAUGUUCUGCCGUACUGAUCAGCAGUGUAUCUGUUAUCUCUGCUCUGUGGAUGAACAUAAAGGCCACGACACAGUCUCAGCUGCAGCAGAAAGGACUGAGAGGCAGAGAGAGCUCGAGGUGAGUCGACAAAACAUCCAGCAGAGAAUCCAGGACAGAGAGAAAGAUGUGAAGCUGCUUCAACAGGAGGUGGAGGCCGUCAGUCGCUUUGCUGAUAAAGCAGUGGAGGACAGUGAGAAGAUCUUCACUGAGCUGAUCCGUCUCAUCCAGAAAAGAAGCUCUGAUGUGAAGCAGCAGAUCAGAUCCCAGCAGGAAACUGAAGUGAGUCGAGUCAAAGAGCUUCAGGAGAAGCUGGAGCAGGAGAUCACUGAGCUGAAGAGGAAAGACGCUGAACUGAAGCAGCUCUCACACACAGAGGAUCACAACCAGUUUCUACACAACUACCCCUCACUGUCACAACUCAGUGAACCUACAGACUCAUCCAGCAUCAAUAUCCGUCCUCUGAGAUACUUUGAGGAUGUGACAGCAGCUGCAUCAGAGCUCAGAGAUCAACUACAGGACAUCCUGAGGGAGAAAUGGACAAACAUCUCACUGACAGUGACUGAAGUGGAUGUUUUACUGUCAGAACCAGAACCCAAGACCAGAGCUGAGUUCUUAAAAUAUUUGUGUCAAAUUACACUGGAUCCAAACACAGUAAACACACGUAUGUCAUUAUCUAAAGGGAACAAAAGUGUAAGAGUAGUGAGUCAACAACAGUGUUAUCCUGAUCACCCAGACAGAUUCACUAAUUGGUAUCAGGUCCUGAGUAGAGAGAGUCUGACUGGACGUUGUUAUUGGGAGGUGAAGAAGGGUAAGGGAGGAGUUUCAGUGGUAGUUGCAUACAAGUCUAUCAGCAGAGUUUUGACUCUAAAUGAAUUUGGAUUUGGAAAUGAUUACAGAUCCUGGGCCAUUGAUUUUUUCAAAAAUCGUUGUCAAUUUAGACAUGAGAAUAUCAGCGUUCCCAUCUCAAGUCCUCGUUCCUCCAGGAUAGGAGUGUAUCUGGAUCACAGUGCAGGUAUUCUGUCCUUCUACAGCGUCUCUGGAACCAUGACUCUCCUCCACAGAGUCCAGACCACAUUCACUCAGCCUCUCUAUGCUGGACUACAGCUUUUUUGUCCUGUAGGAAAUACUGCUGAGCUGUGUGGACUUGAGUAGGCAAGAGUUACUGAUCAGAAAAUGUGUGAUACUCAGUUUUUCCAACUACAAUUUUCGUUUUGUCAACAUUUUUAUUUCUAAGAGCAAGAGUGUUUGGAACAAUCUUAGUAUUAAGCUAAUGUUCCUCAAUGAUAAUAACUCCUCAAUGUUAUUCCUCAAUUUUUGCAAAACAAAACUGGAAAUGUAAAACAUGUCAUUCUGACAGGAUGAUGAUUUUCACAGGAAAAAGCUACUAAACAGAGUUUCCACCAAAGAAAAAAACCUUAACAAACGGGACGUAGUUUCAGUUUUUUAUCAAAUUAAAUCAUUAAAUUGUCAACUAUAGAAAGCAUGGUGGAAAAGUACUCGGUAAAUAUAUCAAUAUCAUAUACUGAUAUACUUUAUUUAAAUAUUUUCAGUAAAUGUUUGAAAAUAAAACUGUAAUUUUUCAGAAUUUGACAACACUGAUGCGUUAAGUUACCAUUGUUUUUAUUGUAAGUAGGUCUGAUAUAUAAUCCAUAUAUGUACUGAUGAACAGUUGAAACUGUCCAUCCAAACUGUCAACUGUCCAAUCCACUAAUAGCUUGAACAUUUUUAUGCAGAUUAUUAUGAUUAUAGUUGUUCUUAUUGUUUUAAGUUGAGAUUUCUCAAUUGCCAUGAUGCUCAUGAUGGUCUGAAUGCUGUGUAGAGUUGACUGUCUCAUAUGUUUAAAUGAAUGAUUUGUGUGAAG